AUGGGCGGCUUCGAUGUGUAUUGUGCGAUAUGUGGUUCGACAUUCCAAAGUGAAAGCAACCUCUCUAUUGAUUCCGAUGACGAGACCGAUCAAACCUACAGCGGAGAAGUCAUUGGAGAGAGUGACCUUACAUGGCUACAAACGCUCCGCGCUCUUGGUCUCAAUGCUGAUAUCCCUGGAGAAAGGAAAUCUUUCAUCACGGGCCAGGGCUAUUGUAAAGAUGCUGGUUUUAUCGUUGCGGAUCGAGGCGACGAUCCUAACGUUCCCUAUGAUGCCUAUUUCUGCGCAUACUAUGGUUACCGGGGGAUGGAAGACCGUGUUGUCUUCCCUUUUCAUGAGGUCUGUUACAAGGACAUUCUUCUCCGAUGUUUUGAGAAUGAGAAGAUAAGAGGAGACGUGCUUUAUGCUCUCUGUGAAGAGAUGAGUCAAGACCGAGGGAACGGACUGGCGUGGACUUGCGGCGAUCCUAUGCCGCCCUGCGAUCAAUAUUGGGAAUGUAGAAAGGGCGAAGAGAUCCUGGUGACGCAUCCCGUCAAGAUACCUCAGCUGGCGAGUUACUCAGAAGAGAUUAAAGAACUCCUUGUCGAUGUGGAAAAGAAAAGCCCUGAGUCUAGGGCUGUAAAAGACACCCACGACAUAUUCGACAAGCUGCCCUUUGAAUUACGUCAAACAAUAUUCGACCUCCUUCCUAUUGGAUCCGUUCUUGCUCUUAAGGCUGCGUCAUGUUCAAUGCAUGCUUGUCCAUACGGAUCCUGGAAACAAAGGUUGGAAAUUGGCAUGCCUUGGUUUUGGGAAGUUCGUGAUAUUGACCCGUUCAAAUCACAAGCGUUAGAGGCCAGAUUGUCUAGGAUGAUUGUGGAACUUGAGAAGAAGAGUCAAUACAAAGCAGGACCGGUUGAUUACAUCCCUGGGCUUGCGAACCGCAGGCGGAUUUGGGCGAUUUGUGAGGAUAUUAAAGCUUUGUACCACGACAAACUAGCGGAAGCGGAAGGACACCACCUUGAUAGCACGGCAAAACUAGCUGCUCUUAGGGCUUUCUUCGCAUCCUUCCGGGCCGAGAACCCUAACCCCCGGAAUAUAUAA
Molecule: messenger RNA, 1083 nt
Organism: Penicillium lagena
Lineage: Eukaryota; Fungi; Ascomycota; Eurotiomycetes; Eurotiales; Aspergillaceae
Exons: 6
Coding region: 1-1083 (360 amino acids)
Source: RefSeq, a predicted model, not a curated record